GGGACUGGACGGAUUGGCCACAUUCACUCACUCGCCGCGCCUCCGACAAGUCAGCCCGUUUCGCGAAGGUGCCGCACGCCAGUAUGACCGUCGGCCUCCGCUCCUGACUAGUGUGCCCCAGUCCGCCCCGCGCCCCGCGCCCCCCAGUGCACCUCCGCGUCGCGCCCCUGCGCGAGUUCCGUGCACCGUGCCGGCCACCAUGAAGGGCCUCAUCGUGGCUGUGACGUGCCUCGUCGCCCUGGCCGCGGCCGCGGGUGGCGACGACGCCGUGCUGACCGUCAGCUCGGCCGGGCCCGGCGUGCCGACGCCCACCCCGCUGCGGUCCAGCACCGCGGCCGACACCAUGUCCAGCGUGGACUGGACCAACGCGCCGCCACCCACGCCGACGCCCGCCACCAACAUGACCAGCCUGGACUUCCUGCUGGACGUGUUCAGCGUCGACCGCCUGGAGCACGUGUGGGACGCGCAGGCCAACCUGAUCACGGCGGAGUGCCACCGCGACAUGGCCGAGUUCUUCGCCGCCAGGAGGCGCGCGCACAUCUGGGCCCUCAAGAUGAGCGAUGCUUCGGGCAAGUACGGCGGCGGCUACUUCUUCGGCAACAGCUACUGGCUGGGGUCGCAGACCAUGUGCUCCAACCUGGCGCACAACACGUCGGCCCACCGGAAGGACAUGGGGCACCUGUCGCCGCCCUUCACCUCCGCGUUCUACGUGGUGCGCGCCGACCUGCAGCUGCCCGAGUCCGUGGCCGAAGUGCAACGCACGGUGAACCUGGGCCUGUGCCUGCCCGCUAGCUGCGGGGCCCGCGACGUCGGCCGCCUCGUGGACCUGUCCGUGGAGACCGCCAACGAGAUGGACCCGCGCGCCGCCGCCCUGCGCCAGUUCAAGGUCACCUCGGUCCGCAUGCCGGCCUCCGAGUACGUCUUCUGGGAGGACCCCACCUUCUGGGUGCUCAUCGGCGUGUCGUUCGUGGUGGCCGUCCUGCUGGCCGCCGGCACGGCCUACGACUUGGUGCUGGAGCACCGCAAGCGCACCAGCCUCAACGGCCUCAACCACUCCGGCUACGACAACUACUCCUUCGGGCUGGGCGCGCCCCGGCUCGUGGGCAUGCGCGACAAGGGCGACUUCGGCGUGCGCCUGGACGUCACCGUGCCCGCCGUCAGCACCGUGGGCACCGCGCCGGCCGCCGCCGCGCCCAGCCACGCCCCCGCCACCGAGUCGUCGCUCUACAGCAGCAGCAGCGAGCUGGCCACCAGCGUGUACACGGGCAGCGCGGCCUCCAGCGGCGACUCCUGCGCCUCGCGGGCGCCGUCCAGCGCCAGCUCCGACACGGACCCCACCAACGUGUGGGUGGAGCUGCUGCUGUCCUUCUCCCUGCGACGGAACAUCGCCACCAUCUUCGACAAGAGCGUGGGCGCCGACACCAUCCCCACCCUGCACGGCCUCAAGGCCAUCUCCAUGGCCUGGGUCGUCCUCGGACACACCUGCAUCGUCACCUUCAAGUACUCGGACAACAUGGAGCUGCGCGGGCUCGUGGAGAAAGAGCUGCUCUUCCAGACCAUCAGCAACGGCGCCUUCUCCGUCGACACUUUCUUCAUGGUCAGCGGCCUGCUCGUCUCCUUCCUGUACUUCCGGACGACGGCCAAGCUGGACGUGACCAAGAUCACCAAGACGACGGGCGUCCGCUCCAACGCGCUCGAGUUCGUCGGCCUGCUCAUCUACCGAUUCCUCAGGUUGACGUCGCCGUACCUCUUCUCCCUGGGGAUUGUGCAGGUCACCAUGAAGUGGUUCUACCACAACAGCGUCUUCGAGCCGCCCACCAUGGACCACAUCAACUGCCCCAACUACUGGUGGCGCAACGUCCUCUACAUCAACACCCUCUUCCCGGUUAAGGACAUGUGCAUGCUGUGGAGCUGGUACCUCGCGGACGACACGCAGUUCUACGUGCUGGGCAUCAUCCUGCUCAUCUUGGCCACCAGGUUAAACCACAUCCGCCUGUCCGCCGCCACGCUGUUCACGUUCAUGGUGAGCUCGUGGUGCACCACGGCCUACAUCGCCUACUCCAACCAGCACAUGCCGUCCGAGGACGACCCGCUGGCGCUGUUUGACAAGAUCUACGACAAGCCCUGGACGCGCCUCGGGCCCUACCUGGUGGGCAUGGCCGUGGGCUGGAUCCUCUUCAAGACGGACUGCAAGAUCCGCAUGAGCAAGGUGACGGUGGUGCUGGGGUGGUCGCUGUCGUUCGCGUGCCUGCUGUCCCUGCUGUACGGCCUGUACGGCGCGGUCCUGGACCCCAUCACGGCGGCCGCCUACUCCUCGCUGUCCCACUCGGCCUGGGCCAUGAGCUUGUCCUGGAUCGUCAUCGCCUGCUCGUGCGGCUACGGCGGCCCCGUCAACAGGAUCCUGUCGUGGACGUUGCUGUACCCCUUCAGCCGAGUCACGUACUGCGCCUACCUGGUGCACCCCGUCGUCAUCCGUCUGCUCAGCAUGAAGAUGGACGCGCCGCUGCACCUCGGCGCCUACACCAUCUUCAUCCUGUUCCUGGGCAUGCUGUCCGCGUCCUACCUCUUCGCCUUCGUGCUGUCGCUGGCCUUCGAGGCGCCCGUCGUCACCAUGCUGCGGCUCAUCUCGCCCAAGCGCAAGGGCAUGGGCAGGGAGGACUAGGACGCCCCGCCCAGCAGGCCACACCUCCGGGAGCAGCCCUCCCCAUGCCAAAGCCUUACCCAGCCCCCGGUCUGCACUGGCCUGCACCCGGUGGGCCAAACGCAGCCAAAAGCAGCCAAAAGCCCUAGCGGCCAGCCACCCGGCGGCCCAGGGCUCGGCCCAUUUGACCACCUCGCGGGCGGGUCCUAGCCCGCCUGGACGGACAGGCCAGGUGCCGCCGGUGGCAGUGUGCAGGCCUGCAGUCCCUGCAGUGCAGGCGCAUACCGAGCGGCGCACCGCCGUUCAAAGCAACCGCCGUCCAGUCCAAAACAGAGACUCUCAAAUCGGCAAUCGGCGCGCGAAGGCCCGAGCCGGCCGACAACAUUGUUGUUUUUUGUUGUUGUAGAUUGUUUGGUGGGUGACGUGUAUAGACACCUUUGCUUCUUUUGAGUCGCCAGUCUUACCACAGCCAAUGUCUCAAGAGUUCCUAGUUAGUAUGAUUUAUUGUAGAUUUUGUAAACUAAAUGUCCUGUGGCGCGCAAGGCGAGCUUUGCAUCAGCCCUGCGGCCGCGAAAGACACGUGUAAGUGUGUGUGUGUUUGUGUGUGUGUGACUGCUCAUUGUUUCUGUAUAUUUUUUGUGAUCGUUUUGUGUUUGUGUGUGAUCGUGCGUUAGUGUGUGAGUGAGUGUUGUGACCUCGUCAAAUUGGAGAAGUCACAGUUAAAGAGACAGUCAACUAAUUUUAUACGAUAUUUUCUACGUUGCGCAUGUGAAGUUUUGUUUUAUUACAACUCAGAUUGCGAGGUCGCUUCCGUUCCCGCUGUUUACAUAUGUAUGGAGCAAAGAAACAAGUUUCUUUUUAUGUCUUUGUCGUUUGGUGAUCCGCUCUGUCUGAACGGCUGGAGUCGGUUCGUGAAGGAAGACAAGUGCAUCCAAAUCCAGGAAAUAGCUCACGGAGCAAUGUGUGUAUGUAUACAACAGGGUCUCAGUCUCAGUCAUUUGUAUAUCUUGUAAAAUAAUAAAAUACCACAUCCCGAAAAAAGAA
This is a messenger RNA of Thrips palmi, 3685 nucleotides long. RefSeq names its product O-acyltransferase like protein. The record is from RefSeq and is a predicted model, not a curated record. NCBI's taxonomy places the organism in Eukaryota, Metazoa, Arthropoda, Insecta, Thysanoptera, Thripidae. Bases 200 to 2662 code for a protein of 820 amino acids. The transcript has 15 exons. Gene Ontology annotation, molecular function: acyltransferase activity, transferring groups other than amino-acyl groups.